Messenger RNA from Megachile rotundata (alfalfa leafcutting bee), 1194 nucleotides. RefSeq lists its product as uncharacterized. The record is from RefSeq and is a predicted model, not a curated record. Gene Ontology annotation, molecular function: protein binding. NCBI's taxonomy places the organism in Eukaryota, Metazoa, Arthropoda, Insecta, Hymenoptera, Megachilidae.
AUGCUACUCAAACAACGUACGAUAUCCACGAAGAUGUUGCUGGGCACAACGAUCCUUUUAUCGCUACUGCUGUAUGGAACCGCCCAAGAGGACUUUCCGGACAUUUGUCAAAAUCGAACUUUAGUUUUGAACAAUGUAAUGGCUAGUAUACUGCAGCCGGAUUUCAUUAAUUCUCCUGGUUUGAAAUGCCUAAGCAUCCCAUACAGUUACAUCUUUACUACAAUGGAUGGUGCUUUCAAUAAAGUACCAAAUUUGGUAUACCUCGAUUUCGGAAUAAGCAGAAUUCCGCCAGAAAAUAUGUUCUCUUUUGGUAACAUGCCACACCUCCAACGACUCAUUAUCCGUAAACAAGACGCACAAUUUUAUAGCGGCGUAGUAUCCAUAAAUAACGUCUACCCGGCACUUGAAUAUUUGGAUUUAAGUAAUGAAUUUGGAUAUUCUCAGAUUCAGAAUAUAUGGAGCCCAAAAAAAUAUCCAUUUCCAAACUUAAAGUAUCUAGACAUUUCCGGAAAUAGGUUUUAUAGUUUUAUCCCUUUCGCCCUAUGGGACGAUACUUUGAUACAUUUGAAUGUUAACAACAAUAGGCUCUCAAAAGUUUAUCUUACGCAGUCAAGCAAUCUAGUAGAACUACUGUUGGAUGGCAAUGAACUUCGCAGAAUAGGCGAUAAUUAUGAUUUGGACCUAUCGGGUUUAGACAGUUUGGAAUACCUUUCUGUAAUAAAAAAUAAACUCAAUUUUAUUAGUAAGGAAGCAUUCAACGCAACGCUUAAUCUUCGAUACUUGGACGUCUCCAUGAAUAAUUUGUCAACCUUGCAUCCUGAAACGUUCACGAACUUGAUCUCGCUGGACACUGUUAUUUUGGAUUAUAAUCAUUUCGAUACUGUCCCUGUAAAGGGACCUUUAAACGUAACCACCUUAUCGAUGAUUUGCAAUAACUUAACGUAUUUAUCAGCUAACUCGUUGCAAAAUUUGACACAACUGAAAAAGUUGUCUUUAGGCGGAAACAGGAUCCAGCUGAUCGACUCGGAUACAUUCAAGUCUCAAGGAUGGUUGGAAGAAUUACAUUUGAACGAUAAUAAGUUGAAAUACUUGCCAGACUAUUGGUUCCAAUACCUAAAGAACCUUCGAUACUUAGACCUAUCGGGAAACGGUAUUACUUCCAUUGAAUACAUUAUAUUUUUUUUUUUCUACAUA